GUACGAUGAAUUUGCCGUGAACUGUUUGCUUUUUCACGUUUUCUUACAUAAUGUGUUUAUUUUUCCUGGGUGUAAUUUAUGCUCUGUUGAAUAAUUUUGUGUUUCAUUUGUGAUGCAUUCCUAAGCAGCAAAAAAUUUGGUACGCAGAAGAAGAUAAAGAGCAAAAAAUUUCAGCUUUAUGCUGGCCGCCAUUGUGACCAUGAAUGAGGGUUGAUUUUAUUUCUACUUCUUUUUGUGUUUGGGGGGUUGAUUGAUUAAUGUGGGUUCUUUUUUCUAUAUUCUUUUCGAUUUGUGUAGGCUGUGAGAUUCCAUCUUCAGGUUUCACUAAGAAGAAUGAUUCUUGACUUUUUACUUGUUUGUCAAGUUAUGAAUUUGAGAUACAUAUGCAUACUUGUAUGCAGCUGGGCAGUCAAAUGAUACAUGCACGGCGAAGAGAUGAGCUCUUGACUUGUGGCUGCGGGUCAACUUACUGGAGGUUGCUAAUAACAAGGGUGUUGACUCGGACGGAAAUGAGAUACAUCAUUCUGUUGGAGACGCACAACCAAGUCUUGCAAGAUGUAGCUGCAGGUUUGGCCCUUCUGCGUAGAAAAUCAUUUACUGUUCCAACUUGUGGUCACGUGGACGAUGUUUUGUCUGAGGCCGAGGAAUUCUCUCAUGAUGAUUAUGUUUCUUCUGCUCACAUCUUAGAUAUCAGUACGCACAUGUAUGGUUAGCUGAAAUUUUCUUGUUGAAUGAGAGGAAGACUUCCUUUCCUUGGUUCAGACUUCAGACUGAAUGAGACAUCAACUUUUCCAAGAGGAAAAAGUGUUUUAGCAUAAGUUCUUAGAUUCAAUGUUAAAGGGGCGCCUCCAUCUUCUCUGUAUCACUUGUGAGGUUAAGUUAAAAUAUUACACAACUCGAAUUAACGGAUGAGACCAUCUUAGAGAAAAGUUGUACGGGAAGGCUUUCACUGAACACCGCCAGUUCCUCCCCAAACAUGCAUUUGUUUAGGCCCAUUGGCCAUAUAUGCUAAGCUAGUGUAUUUUAGUUCCAACAACUGUAAAAAAUAAGAGGUGAGCCCUUGUUGCAAGUACGAAGCCUCUGUCUAGGCUUUAGCGUUUCCCAAACUUAUGCUCUCAAUUGCAUUCAACCCGCUAAGAAGCCCAUAUAUUCUCAAGGCAAUGAAAUUCUCUGGAUCAAUACUUAGAUGCAUGUGGCUACUCUUUGGUCAUUCUCGGAUAAAGCCAAAGCUCCAUUCAUAUUGUACUCUUCUUGUGCACAGUUUAAGACUUACUUUGAUGGUGUCCGAAAUAAAAUAGUUAUUGUCAGUAUAUUAAACUAGUCAAUAUAUGAUGUAACAAAUUUGUAUUCUAUUGGGAUCAUAACAAGGAACUAAUGCUCCAUUUAGAAUACCAUUUGCCAUUGCAACAGAAAAGAGAAUCGCCUUAUUUGUUAUGCAUUAUGUUAUUCCUUGUAAUGUUAUAUGCUUAUACGGCCCAUAGUAGUCACUGUGAUCUUUUUGACAUGCUUACAUGUUAUGUUUUAUUACAUUUUCAAAUUUCUAAUCCAUGUGAACCUUGAUCUAAAGAUUGUUACGGAUUUGAUUAUUUCUCUGUACUCAAAAUUCUACCAUUAUU
Messenger RNA from Sesamum indicum (sesame), 1616 nucleotides. NCBI's taxonomy places the organism in Eukaryota, Viridiplantae, Streptophyta, Magnoliopsida, Lamiales, Pedaliaceae. The record is from RefSeq and is a predicted model, not a curated record.